AUGGCGCCCAAGCAGGCCUCGAGGGCCUCAGCUUGUCUCAGCCGGGGUCGCAACAGCAGCAGGUCGCCGUCGCCUUCACCGGCGCCCAAACGCUCCAAGGCCAAAGUGGCCACCGCUCCUCCCCCCACCAAACUGCUGCUUCCCACCAGCCCGAUCGAUGAGGACGACGACGCUGUCGUUUGCGUCGGUUCGCAGAUGCCUUCAAGGGCGCCCGCGGGUACCAGCAGAAGCACCGAGUCGUCGCAGGCGACCGGCAGUUGCCCCCGCGGCAGCGGCAGCGCCAGCGGCAGCGCCAGCGGCAGCGCCAGCGGCAGCGCCACCCAUGCCGUCUCCGCUCGUCUCGAGGAGCAGGGCAAGCAGCCCAGCACCUGGUCACCGCUCACCAACGACGAGGUCGAAGAGCAGCCGCUGACCAAGUACAAGAUGCUGCACCACAUCAUGCACGACUGCCACAAGACGCUCAACUUUGCAAUCGGACUUGCCAAGAGCGUCCAGGAGCGCAAAGAAGCCGGGGACAAGCAGAUGGAUGCGAUCGUCAACCUCGCAGCGCAGGUCGACCGUGUGCUUGAGGAGCUCGCCGACGCCCGCGUCCAGCUUGCGAACCUUGCCAGGGGCAAGGGGGGUGGAAAGCAAGACUUGCCGCUGCCCCGCAAGCCGCAGCUUGCGUUCACGCAGUUGUUGCGCGAGAUCAUGGCCGUGCCCGAGGGUAACAUCCCCGAGUUCUCCGACCUGUGCAAGCCGCCGCUGCGCAUCAACUGGAACGCGUACGAGUACAAGAGCAAGUUUGAGGUGGGACUUACCGACUGGGCCGCAAACAAGAUUGCCAACAACCGCGGCAACUACGGCGUCCCGGAGGACAUGAGCCUCGAGAGGAUCAAGAAUGGCUGCUUGAGGUCGCUCCGCAACCAUCGCAACCGAGGCUGCCAGAUGGCCGAUCCGACAAAGGCAGCCAAGGAGCGAGAGCGCGUCCAGUGGGAGAGGCGCUACCGCAGGCGCGUCGUGUUGGCGGCCAACCGGAUGGACGCCCUCAAGUCCCUGAUGGACUACGAGGGCAAGAAGGACCCCCGCAACGAUGCCUUGGACGUCAAGCUGCUCAGCCUUGAGGUAUCGUCUGACGAGGGAGGAGACGAGGGAGAAGGAGCGGGACACGGUCAGCGACAGGUCUCAGGCUCAAAGCGCACAACGCUGCUGUCGCCGGAGUGGGGCAGCAAGGAACGCCUCGAGCUCAUGGCCAAGUGCGACCGCAGGGCGGCGAUGCGCCGACUCUCGGAGCCGAGGGUCAGCCGCGCGCGCGACAGUUGGAUGGUGUCGGGCACAUGGAAGGACAAGGACGACGAGCACAAGGCGGCGUGCAAGGACGUCCAGCGCAACAGGCCGACGGAGGGUAGGACGGGCAACCAGUGGGGAGAGGACAGCGGCAUGGUGGUCAAGAAGUGGGAAGAGGUACGCAAGCGUCAGUAA
Pseudozyma flocculosa PF-1 is the source of this 1461-nucleotide messenger RNA. RefSeq lists its product as uncharacterized. Lineage: Eukaryota; Fungi; Basidiomycota; Ustilaginomycetes; Ustilaginales; Ustilaginaceae. The coding region runs from base 1 to 1461 and encodes 486 amino acids. The record is from RefSeq and is a predicted model, not a curated record. The transcript is spliced from 3 exons.